Messenger RNA from Homalodisca vitripennis (glassy-winged sharpshooter), 4521 nucleotides. Its product is annotated as transient receptor potential cation channel subfamily A member 1-like. Gene Ontology annotation, cellular component: membrane. Gene Ontology annotation, molecular function: monoatomic ion channel activity; protein binding. The record is from RefSeq and is a predicted model, not a curated record. Gene Ontology annotation, biological process: monoatomic ion transport; transmembrane transport. NCBI's taxonomy places the organism in Eukaryota, Metazoa, Arthropoda, Insecta, Hemiptera, Cicadellidae.
ACACGAAGUUUGUUAGUACGCGCCGCGUUUUGGUUGUGUGCUGUCAGUUUGUUUGGUCAGUGAACUGUUUAUCGCAGCCACCUGUCCUGGAUACCUAGUCCUCCCAGGCGAGGAAGAAUGCCGGCAAACAAUAAGUGGCUAUGCAGUGCCCAGGUGCUGGGAUGGAUCAACUCUCAUACUGACAGAGUCAACAAUGAACGUGAGUGUGAGUGCAAGCCACCGUGGGACAAGGGGAAGGGAAGCACGGAGAUGCACAUCAUGGUUGGGGAGGAGAAGGCUGCCGUGGUACCUCUGCUACCCCAGGGAGUGGGCCGAGUGGAGGGCGAGGUCUGCCUACUCACUGACAGUCCAUACCGCAUUCUUAGGGCAGCCGAGAGCGGGAACUUGGAAGACUUCAACCGUCUGUUCUUGGCGGAACCGGCGCGCUUGGGUGUCCGAGACUCCAAGGGGCGGGCUGCUGCACAUCAGGCGGCGGCUCGCGGUAAACUGAACAUUCUGCAGUUCAUCUACAGCCAUGGUGGUGAUCUCAAUAUACAAGACCACACGGGCAACACGCCGCUGCACAUUGCGGUUGAACACAAUUCUCUAGAGGUCGUGGACUACCUUCUGCAAAUGGGCGUAGACACGAGCGUGCUGAACCACAAGAAGCAGGCUGCUCUGCACCUGGCCACGGAGCUCAACAGGGUGUCAGUGCUGGAACGGAUGACCCGAUACAAGGGCAUCAUCGAUACGAAACAAGGAGGGGAACACGGGCGCACGGCCCUCCACAUCGCUGCUAUACUGGACCACGACGAGUGUGCCCGUAUUCUGAUAACUCAGCUGGGUGCAUGCCCUAGAAGGUCCUGCAACAAUGGAUACUACCCAAUACAUGAGGCUGCCAAGAAUGCUUCAUCUCGCACCAUGGAAGUCUUCCUGCAGUGGAGUGAAUCCAUCGGCUGCACGAGGGAAGAGAUGAUCUCUUUCUACGAUGCUGAGGGCAAUGUACCUCUACAUUCAGCAGUACACAGUGGGGACUUUAAGGCAGUGGAAUUAUGCCUCAAGUCCGGAGCCAAGAUCUCGACUCAGCAGCAUGACCUUUCCACCCCUGUCCACUUGGCUUGUGCACAGGGAGCCAUUGACAUUGUAAAACUCAUGUUUGGACUGCAGCCCACAGAGAAGUCUCUCUCCCUAGCUUCUUGCGACAUACAGAAGAUGACUCCCCUACACUGUGCUGCUAUGUUUGACAGGGUGGAGAUUGUUCAUUUCCUCAUUCAAGAGGGAGCCGAUAUUAACCCCUUGGAUAAGGAGAGGCGCUCACCCCUUCUGCUGGCGGCAUCACGAGGUGGUUGGCGUACUGUACUGGCUCUCAUCCGACUGGGUGCGGACAUCCACCUCAAAGACUCAAACCACAGAAAUGUGCUGCACCUGGUUGUCAUGAAUGGUGGCAGACUGGAGGAGUUUGCUCAAGAAGUUAUCAAGGCGCAGUCAACGAGUAGUCUGCAACAGUUGCUGAAUGAGAAGGAUAAUACAGGAUGUUCGCCCCUUCACUAUGCCAGCCGUGAGGGUCACAUCCGCAGUCUAGAGAACCUCAUCAGGCUCGGUGCCUGCAUCAACCUCAAGAACAACAACAACGAGAGCCCUCUGCACUUUGCUGCUAGAUAUGGACGUUUCAACACAGUAAAGCAACUGCUGGAUUCAGAGAAAGGUUCUUUUAUCAUUAACGAAACAGAUGGUGAGGGGUUAACCCCUCUUCACAUUGCUUCACAACAAGGUCAUACUAAAGUGGUCCAACUGUUGCUGAACCGAGGAGCCCUGCUGCACCGAGACCACAAUGGUCGUAACCCCCUCCACUUGGCCGCCAUGAGUGGCUACACCCAAACCAUGGAACUGCUGCAGUCUGUUCACUCUCACCUGCUAGACCAGGUGGACAAGGACGGGAACACUGCUCUCCACCUGGCCACCAUGGAGAACAAGCCCAACUCAAUUGCACUGCUGUUGUCAAUGAACUGUAAGCUCCAAUAUAAUAAUAUUGACCUGAGUGCUAUAGACUACGCUAUCUACUACAAGUUCCCUGAGGCUGCCCUGGCCAUGGUCACCCACGACACCAGAGCCCAAGAGGUCAUGUCUCUAAGAUCGGACAAACACCCUUGUGUCACACUAGCACUGAUUGCAUCCAUGCCACGAGUAUUCGAGUCAGUCCAGGACAAGUGCAUCACCAAGGCAAACUGCAAAAAAGACUCCAAAUCCUUCUAUAUCAAAUACAGCUUCUCUUGUCUGCAAUGCCCUCGCCUGUACGCUCAGAUGGACCAGAAGACAGGGGAAGCCCUCACUAUUUCUAAAGCCAUUCCUCUUCCAGCUUUAAAUAUCAAAUACUCGUUUGACUACUACCAGCCAUCUCCGGCCAAGCUGGCGGUGCAGCGAAAGGCUCUAAACAACGUAAAGUGGAGGCCUGACCCUCUUGAGGUGGUCAAUGCUAUGGUGUCUCAUGGACGGGUGGAGCUUCUGGCUCAUCCUCUGAGCCAGAAAUACCUACAAAUGAAGUGGAAUUCUUAUGGCAAAUACUUCCAUCUGGCUCACCUGCUCUUCUACCUCAUUUUCCUGUGUUUUGUGACUACGUUCUCCUCCCUGCUUACGGACAGUUCCAAGGUUUCUGUGACUACCAACAGCACUAGCAUCACUAUGGAUGAAGAAGGUGAUGAGCUAGUGGGGACCCCUGUGAUGUACACAUGUUCCACUGCCAUCGUAAUGUAUGUGGUGGUGAACAUGGUGAGAGAGGGCUUGCAGCUCUAUCAGCAACGCUGGCAAUAUCUUCUUGAUCCCACCAACUUGGUCAGCUGGAUGCUCUACAUCAGCACAAUCAUCAUGAUUCUCCCUGUCUACCACGGCAAUGUCAAUGAGAUCCAGGUCUCUUGUGCCUCCAUCACCGUCUUUCUCAGCUGGUUCACUCUGCUCCUGAACCUGCAAAGGUUUGACAUGGUUGGAAUAUAUGUGGUGAUGUUCUUGGAAAUUCUGCAGACCCUAAUAAAGGUGCUUGUGGUGUUCUCCAUACUUAUCAUAGCAUUUGGUUUGGCAUUUUACAUCCUUCUUUCCAGGGGUGAACACCUUUCUUUCAAAACUGUUCCAAUGUCACUGGUCAGGACAUUCUCAAUGAUGUUGGGUGAGAUUGACUUCCUAGGAACUUAUGUCCAGCCGUACUACUUGAGAGAUGAAGAGGGGCGCACUCUACCAUUCCCUAUCCCAGCAUUCUUGAUACUUGCUCUCUUCAUGGUUUUCAUGCCUAUUCUACUGAUGAACCUCCUCAUCGGUUUGGCUGUCGGAGAUAUUGAGUCUGUCAGAAGAAAUGCUCAACUGAAAAGACUUGCUAUGCAGGUGGUUCUCCACACGGAGCUGGAGCGCAAGCUACCACAGGUGCUACUGGAGAAGGUGGACAAGAUGGAACUCAUCGAGUACCCCAAUGACAAGUGCAAGUUGGGUUUUCUUGAUCAGAUGUUGCGAAAGUGGCUUUGCAACCCCUUCUCUGAUGAUGGUCUUGAAAUGGUAUUGGAAAACAAUGAGGAUUACGUAACUACAGAAAUGGACAAAAUGAAAUCGAAACUGAGAAAUAUUUCUAAGGCUCUGGAUACACAGCAACAGCUCCUAAGACUUAUCGUUCAGAAAAUGGAGAUAAAGACAGAAGCAGAUGAGAUGGAUGAAGGAGUGUCACCGAAGGAGCUACAGCCGAUGCCAGGGGUUGGCUGCAAGUGGACAAGUCCCCGUGUGCGCAACAAGCUGCGGACAGCUCUUAGCUUCUCGAAGGCACACCCGCCCAAGUAGGCACUAGCCUUGGGUUAAUUACAACUGCAACUCAUGUUCUUAUUAAUUGUACCCUGAAUUCAAAAUUAUAUCUUAUAGAAAAUAUAUAUUUUAAAAUAAAUAUAUUUUGGUAAUCUUUAAAGAAAUUAAUAUUCUCAUGAGAGCAAUUGUUAAUUAAAACUGAAUCAGAAACUGCCUGUGAUUUUGAAAAUUAGAGUAGUACUUGUAGCUUUGUGAACUUGUUGAAUGGGUGAUGAGCAAUGGUUGUUCAAUCAUCAGAUCCUUGGUAUGACAGAAGAAUGGAUGGUAAGCACAAUGCUGUAGCACUUUAACCAGCAAUACCUCUUACAGUUUCAUAGAUUUUUUUAUUACCAAUUUCAAAUUAAUGGAACCUUGUAAUAAUUUACAAAAAAUACAUAUUUUUGUUUGUAAGUGUUCUAUAUAUAUAUAUCAAAAUUUUUUUAAAUAUUUAUCAAAAUUUUUAAAAAUAUUUAUCAAAAUUUAAAAUAUUUAUCCAAUUUUUGAAACAGAAUAUUGUAAAGGGAGAUUAAUAAGAAAUGAAAGUAUUACAGAAUGUUUAAAUGCAAUUAAUGUAACUUGUUACAGCAUUCUAACACAAUACACUAAAAGGUCCUUAAUAAAAUUGAGACAUGUUUAGUUUUAAAAUUAUACUAGAAGUUCCUUAUACAGGGUGGCGCAAAAGUCACUGGACAGUUAGUUGGUUAAAAGAAGAAAAAAAUAACAGCAAGA